UACAAUCGAUAAAAAUUGUACUGUUGCAAAAUGUUAAAUCGAAUUAAUGAACAAAUAUUAGGAUAAAUAAUACACUCAGCGCAUGUGCAGGUUAUCAUCUAGUAUAUAUGUAUAUAUUUUUUGAAAUGGAGGGAGAAUAACUUAUUGUUGAGAAAUUCUUUGUUCUCAUGAUUGAUGAUUGAUGAUGCUCUUAGUUGGCAUGAGUAAUAUAUAUACCUUUCGUGGGUAUUGUUUAAAUGGAAAAUAUUAUUUCAUUAAACAACCAAAAAACUUACCCAAAGCAAAAUAAAAAUAGAACUGGUUACAAUAAACCUUAGUCGUAAACACUUUUUGCAUCAUAGUUACAUUGCUGCAUGAUUAAAUCCAGUUCAGUUCAGUCGAUGAGGAUAAACAACGUUUGUUAUUCUCAAAGAAAUUACUCCAAUGGCGUAAGACAUUGGAACAUGGAUCGGUUAUGUCUUUGACAUUCUGUGAUUGGUUAAUAUAAAAAAAAAUGCCGCAAUAAUACAUUGAAAAGAAUAAAAACAUCGACGCAUGUCUGUCUUUCUCUCUAUAUCUUUCACGUCGUUAUGUUCUUCUUUGAUCACAGUUUGACCAUUCGUUUAUUUUGCCCUUCAAUUCUCUCUUUCAUUCAAAGGUUACACAUUUGUUCUUUCUUUUACUAGCUUGAUGGAGUACAUGAUUUUUCUUGUGUGUGGAAAGUAAAAAGAUGGUUGUGAAACAAGGUUUUGGGUGACUAGGUUUAGACAUAAAGUUCGUGCUUUCCACGUCUCAUGCUAACUUUAUUUUCGUCUGUUCGGAACCUUUUUUUCUUUUAACUAAUAAACGCAACUUUUUACUAGCAUUUAAGGUUUCUUUUACCAUGAUAUCAAUUUAUUAUUUGGAGUGAAUCUCAGGUUCCUUUGGAAUUAAGCAAUCCAUGUAUUUUUUUAAAUUUACUGAUCGCUAUUUAAUGGCAGUCUCUGUCUUUUCUCCUUCGUGAGCCCUUUAUUAACUCUUUUGUUUUAGCUCAUAUAGUUCUGUACAAGCUCUUUAUACUUGAAGAAGUCUUCAUCAGAUUUUUUUGAGGAUUUAGAAGAUGUCUCAAACUGCUGGUAAACUAGGAAUGGUUACUCUGGACAGUGAAGUGGUGCCAUCUUCACUUGUGGAGAUUGCUCCGAUCCUCCGUGUAGCCAAUGAAGUAGAAGCAAGUAACCCUCGUGUUGCUUACUUAUGUCGGUUUUAUGCGUUUGAGAAGGCAUGCAAGCUUGAUCCCACAUCAAGUGGUCGUGGUGUUCCCCAGUUCAAGACUGCUCUUCUUCAGCGCUUAGAACAUGAGAACGAAACAACUCUCGCAGGAAGGCAGCAGAGCGACGCACGCGAUAUGCAAAAUUUCUAUCAACACUACUACAAGAGAUACAUCCAGGCUUUGGUCAACUCUACUAACAAAGACGACCGUGCUCAACUUAGAAAGGAAUAUCAAACUUCUUCUGUUCUUCUUGAAGUCUUGAAGGCUGUUAAUCAGACUGAAGAUGUGGAAGUGCCUGAUGAGGUUCUAGAAGCCCACACAAAGGUUGAAGAAAAAAUCCAAAUCGACGUGCCUUACAACAAUCUUCCCCAUGACCCUGAUAGUCAAAAUCUGGCUAUAACGAGAUUUCCUAAGAUACAAGCCACAGUUACCGCACUUUGUAACACGAGGGGUCUACCAUGGCCAGCAGGCCACGAGAAGAAACUCGAUGAAGAUAUGCUAGACUGGCUUCAAACCAUGUUUGGUUUUCAGAAAGAUAAUGUUGUUAAUCAAAGAGAGAACUUGCUUUUGUUACUUACUAAUGUACACAUUCGACAGUUUCCGAGACCUGAACAACAGCCAAAGUUGGAUGAUCGCGCAGUAACUAUAGUGAUGAAGAAACUUUUCAAAACCUACAAAAAGUGGUGCAAAUACUUGGGUCGGAAAAGCAGCCUCUGGAUGCCGGUGAUUCAACAAGAGGUUCAGCAGCGGAAACUGCUAUAUAUAUGUCUCCAUCUUUUAAUAUGGGGAGAGGCUGCAAACCUAAGAUUCAUGCCAGCGUGCCUUUGCUAUAUAUAUCACCAUAGACGAGCAUGUGAGUUCAAUUCUUCGUGAUCUUGGCUACUACAUAGACGUAGUUAUCGAUAAGUAGACUCCGGAGAGUUGAAAACGUAAUAUAUAAGGACGAGUUGCGACAUCGAGAACUUAGUAAUGCAUGUUUUAUAUUUACGUUAGGGGGAUGUUUUUAUA
Molecule: messenger RNA, 2236 nt
Organism: Brassica napus (rape)
Lineage: Eukaryota; Viridiplantae; Streptophyta; Magnoliopsida; Brassicales; Brassicaceae
Product: callose synthase 2-like
Exons: 10
Coding region: 1079-2101 (340 amino acids)
Cellular component (GO): plasma membrane
Molecular function (GO): glucosyltransferase activity
Source: RefSeq, a predicted model, not a curated record